This is a messenger RNA of Chelonoidis abingdonii (Abingdon island giant tortoise), 1058 nucleotides long. The record is from RefSeq and is a predicted model, not a curated record. NCBI's taxonomy places the organism in Eukaryota, Metazoa, Chordata, Testudines, Testudinidae.
AUGGGGGCUGGGACCUCCUUCCCUCAUCACCGCUGGGAGCCAUGACUGCCCCGGGCUCCUGGGUCCCCUUCCGGCUGCCCCUCCAGCUCAGCCUCUAUCUGCUGGCCAUCAUGACCUUCUCCUUCCUCAUCCACCUACACAGCUGGUUCCCCACUGCAAGGGAGAGGCUCCCCUCCCCAAAUGCCACGGACAAGUUCCCAACCACGCCCCCCACAACCCCCACCACGGAGCAGGGCAUGUGGACCAUGAACUCCGCCGGGCGCCUGGGGAACCAGAUGGGGGAAUACGCCACCCUCUACGCCCUGGCCAAGAUGAACAGGCGCCAGGCCUACAUCCUCCCAGAGAUGCACCAGCAGCUGGCGCCGCUCUUCCGCAUCACCCUGCCCGUGCUCUCCAGCGACAUGGUCCAGAACAUCCCCUGGAAGGACUACGGGCUUCACGACUGGAUGUCAGAGGAGUACAGACACAUCGAGGGGAAAUAUGUCCGGCUGACAGGCUACCCCUGCUCCUGGACCUUCUACCACCACCUCCGGCAGGAGAUCCUCCAGGAAUUCUCCUUCCACGACCACAUCAAGGAGGAGGCCAACCGGUACCUGGCUGGGCUGCGUGGCCAGCGCCGGAACGUGACCUACGUGGGCGUCCACGUCCGGAGGGGGGACUACGCUGGCAUCUACAAAAUGAUAGAUGGCCCAAAGCAUAGCCAGUGCAAGGAACCCUCCCUCAACUCUUAUUCAGUUACUGAAUGCUGCUUUGGGUCACAGAGAAGCUCCCCUGACACAGUACUGCUUGAGUUGAAGGAAAGGGAGCAACUUGAAGCCUUGCAAGAGGGAACUAGCGCUGCAGUUGCUGAGUCUUGUGGAGAAACUGGUAGUCUGCUAAAAUUUGCUGUGGAGGAGCAAGUCAGUGCAGGAGCCAGAGCUACUACAAUGGUAGAGAGCAGUGCUGAAGGGGAGAGGCGGCAGCCGCACCAUCAGAAACCCAAGAAAGGGAAAAAGCACUCCAAUCCAGGUAAAGCCUCGUCUUUAGGGGGAAAUCUGGGAAGGCAGCUUCCCCUUUAG